Messenger RNA from Rattus rattus (black rat), 5235 nucleotides. It is a transcript of the gene Csnk1g1, whose product is annotated as casein kinase 1 gamma 1. The coding region runs from base 494 to 1897 and encodes 467 amino acids. The record is from RefSeq and is a predicted model, not a curated record. Lineage: Eukaryota; Metazoa; Chordata; Mammalia; Rodentia; Muridae. Gene Ontology annotation, cellular component: nucleus; plasma membrane; cytoplasm. The transcript has 16 exons. Gene Ontology annotation, molecular function: ATP binding; protein serine/threonine kinase activity. Gene Ontology annotation, biological process: signal transduction; positive regulation of canonical Wnt signaling pathway; endocytosis.
UCCGGCCGCCCCUCAACUGGUCUUCCCCCUCCCCUCCGCCUCCUCGUCUCCCUCCCGCUCCUGGGAAAGCAAAGCUGCGGCUUAAGGGGUGGUUGAGAGAAGCAGUCGGUGCCUCAGGGAGGGGACCGCGUCCGCCCCCUUGGAACAGUGGAACACGGCUGAUACAGGGAUACAAAAAUGAAGAUAUGGUGUGUACUUUUAUUAAUCAAGUUGAAGAAACAAGACUUCAAAGGAGGACAGGUGUGAGGCCAGUACACCUUUGACUCAAUGGGGCUUCAUUGGUUACAAAAUGUCCUCCUAUGCAUGAGAUCUACAGACUAUAUGUUCUUCAAGAACUGAUCAGUGGUUUUCACCUUCUGGAAGAACAUUAGAAGCAUAAAUAUGGUGCCAAAACUCCUCAUUCUCUGACUGUGGUGAUCUGGACCUACUUUUGUGUUGAAGAGAAGUAUACACGCUGAGGUCACUCAUUGUUCAGAGACUGUCGUGUAGGAACAUGGACCAUUCUAAUAGAGAAAAGGAUGAUAGACAACGGACAACUAAAACCAUGGCACAAAGGAAUACACACUGUUCCCGACCAUCUGGCACUUCAACAUCCUCUGGGGUUCUCAUGGUGGGACCCAACUUCAGGGUUGGCAAGAAGAUAGGGUGUGGGAACUUCGGAGAGCUCAGAUUAGGUAAAAAUCUCUACACCAAUGAAUAUGUAGCCAUUAAACUGGAACCAAUAAAAUCACGUGCUCCACAACUUCAUUUAGAGUACAGGUUUUAUAAACAGCUCGGCAGUGCAGGUGAAGGUCUCCCACAGGUUUAUUACUUUGGACCAUGUGGGAAGUACAAUGCCAUGGUGCUGGAACUCCUUGGCCCUAGCUUGGAAGACUUGUUUGACCUCUGUGACCGAACGUUUACUUUGAAGACGGUGUUAAUGAUAGCCAUCCAGUUGCUUUCUCGAAUGGAGUAUGUACACUCAAAGAAUCUCAUUUACCGAGAUGUCAAACCAGAGAACUUCUUGAUUGGCCGACAAGGCAAUAAGAAAGAGCAUGUAAUACACAUUAUAGAUUUUGGACUGGCCAAGGAAUACAUUGAUCCUGAAACCAAAAAACACAUACCUUACAGAGAGCACAAAAGCUUAACUGGAACUGCGCGAUACAUGUCUAUCAACACACAUCUAGGCAAAGAGCAAAGCCGGCGGGAUGAUUUGGAAGCCCUGGGCCAUAUGUUCAUGUACUUCCUUCGAGGCAGCCUACCCUGGCAAGGACUCAAGGCUGAUACAUUAAAAGAGAGAUAUCAGAAAAUUGGUGAUACCAAAAGGAAUACUCCCAUCGAAGCUCUCUGUGAGAACUUUCCAGAGGAGAUGAUGACCUACCUUCGAUAUGUCAGGAGAUUAGACUUCUUUGAAAAACCUGAUUAUGAGUAUUUACGGAACCUCUUCACAGAUCUGUUUGAACGGAAAGGCUAUACUUUUGACUAUGCCUAUGAUUGGGUUGGAAGGCCUAUUCCUACUCCAGUAGGAUCAGUUCAUGUAGAUUCUGGUGCAUCUGCAAUAACUCGAGAAAGCCACACACACAGGGAUCGACCAUCACAACAACAGCCUCUUAGAAAUCAGACCACAUCUUCAGAGCGCCGAGGAGAGUGGGAAAUCCAGCCCAGCCGGCAGACCAAUACCUCAUACCUGACGUCUCACUUGGCCGCAGACCGCCAUGGGGGUUCAGUACAGGUGGUUAGCUCAACCAAUGGAGAGCUGAAUGUUGAUGACCCCACUGGAGCUCACUCCAGUGCACCGAUCACAGCUCAUGCCGAAGUGGAGGUAGUGGAGGAAGCUAACUGCCUGAAAAUGCUCAACCUGUGGUGCUGCUGUUUCUUUAAGAGGAAAAGGAAGAAGACUGCUCAGCGACACAAGUGACCAGUGCCUCCCAGGAGUCCUCAAGUCCUGGGGACUCUGGCUUCAAUUGCACCUGCAGCUCCUGCCAUUUCUCAUUGGAAGGGACUCCUCUGUGGGGGAGGGUAGAGAUCCAAACCAAAAAGAAGAAAACAGAUGCCCCCAGAAGGAGCCAGUGCAGGCAGCCAGGGCCAAGUGGGCCAGUGGCAAUCCCCUCUGUCUGAGCUCUGAGCGGGUCCAGAGCUGCUGCUUCUCCACUGCUUGCCCUUGGGCUAUCUGGUUGACUCUCUUCCCAUUGUUUACAGUGAAGGUGUCAUUCACAAAAACUCAAGGACUACUGUUCUCUUCCCUUCUCUUCCUUUACUCCUGGCUCUUGCACCAUCCUCAACCCUCUCCAGCAUAAAAACUACUAAGCUAAAGGCUCUGUCAAGAAGCUGGUGGUGUGGCCAAGAAGAUAGGGGAAGAUGACAGCCCUGGGCUGGAGAACGUCUCCACGUCCCAGGUGUGUCUGGUAGUAUGGUUUCCUCCUUCUGUGCCUGGGUAACCCCUCAGCCCAGCUGGCCACAGGGUUCUGGUCCCUUUCUUGGUCCCUCCCUCCCUCCCUCCCUCCCUCCCUCCCUCCCUCCCUCCCUCCUGUGAAGUUACACUCUAGGACACAAGCUGUGAGCUAUCUGCAGUCUACUGUCCCUGUGUAUUGGCAUUCUUAGCUUUUUUUUGACAAGCAGAUCCUUUGCUCCAGGCUGUAGCAAAACAAGCCUGUGGCUCUGAGCAAAGGAGAAGAAACUGACUUUAUUGCACUUUUAGUUUGGGGGUUUGUUUUUUUAUUUUGUAAACAACAUGGCAGAUGCAUAUUGUGUCUGGUUAUAUUGGGGGGUUACUUUUUUCUUUUUUCAAGGGGGAUGGGCCAGCCAAGCCAUUCAGAGAAAAGGUGGGUCCAGAGGACAUUCUUGAUGGAAAGAGUCUGAUUUGCAGCACUUGGAAGAGAAGAAGCCAAACUCUGCGUCAUCCUGAGUAAAUACUCAGGUUGGCAAGGAAACAUACUUGAAUUUUCAUUCAUCUUCUCUGCUGCAGAAAAAAGUCCCCACCAGAGUCCCUUUACCUAAUCAGCCCAGAGCUGGAAAGCCCAGCUCCUGAGCACUUGGGAUAAGCACCGAGCCAGACUGUGCCGGCCAGAAGGCCCCUCACCUCAGAGAGGAGAAACUUAACAACAACAGCAAAGCAAGAUUUCUGUUUCCUCCACGCCAGGGACGUCCUACUAGAUAGCCAUGUGACUUUCUGUUGACUCGGGGAACAAAAUUAGUGACUAAACAGCCACCACCAUAUUGCCAGUAGUGGACAAAAGAAGGCACCAAAUUUGCCUUCCAACUGCCAGAGGAACCUCAGGAUGCAGCAUCCUAGGGCCAGGAAAAGAAAAAUAAAUACUUUCUGUCUGCCUGAAGUAAGCUAGAACAUUUGGGUCAGUCUGCCUUAGAACCCAGGCCUGUGGAAUCUUGGAGCAUAUCCAUGGCAGCAGGCUGAGAACUCGGUACGUGGGCUGCAGGACGCAGGGAAGGUAAGACUGGUUGGUGCUAGGAAAUUCCAGGGAAAAGGAAACUGUAAUGAAAGGUCUACAAUUUAUCUUACAAUUGAACAGACUCUGUCCAGAUAAUAUGACCACAUAUCUUAGCAUGUUUUCCCCAUACACUCUACCUGUCACCAUUUUCUUCCCUGGACAUGCCACCAUGAAGCAUCACUGGCUGCAGAGUUAACUGCGUGGGGUUACUCUUCCCAUGUUCUAUUUCAUUUCAGAUUAGUAGCAUUUCCAGAUAGUGACUUCUUAUACUAGUUGUGGCAAGAAGAAUUUUUCAUGUGGGAAAAGAGGUCUGUGUCUGGGUAUAAAGAGCUAAGCACACAGGACAGUGGCUAGUGACUUAGUGCAGCACAGAACCCUUUGCUUGUUUAUGUAGAGGACUGGAAGAUGUCAGGACACUUGGUGGUCAUGGAUCAAAUUUAGUAUCGGAUGAAGCAGAGAGUUCGUGCGCCUUACCUGUUCUGUGGACCUUGGCUAGGGAAUCUCUCCUCCCACUGCCUUCAGACCUGCUCAGCAUUUGUGAAGAUGGCCACCUGGCUGUUUCUAUACAUGAAAUGUACUUGUCUGUGAAACAGAGUGUCUGGGAGAAGUCAGGUCAAAUCCCUUUCCCAUAAGGAAUUUGAGUGUUAGGAUUUGCUUCCUUUUUACUCUAUAGUAGUUAAAGCUCAUUACUAAAUUUUAUAUAGUCCCUCGUUUGGCAUGUGGGCAACUCUGACUACCCCUACAGAAACUUAAAAAUCCUCAUCCCAGGAAAUGGUGGCAAGCCCUAGAGCAUCCUGGCACUCUCUGCCCCACUAAGUGCCUCCCCCACCCUGCUUCCAAGACAAAGCAAAGGCAGUGGCCUGCUUGGCUGCAGGGUGGGGUGCCCUGCAGCUGGGCUUAAGACUUCUUUUUUGUCUUAAAAUAUUUUUAUAGGCUAGCUCUUGAGUGGUUGAACCUGAGUGGUUUGUGGGUGUGGGGGAAGGUCCUUCCUACUACACUGUUGGCACCCUCCAACACCCACAAAUCCCUUAAUAGAUAUUUGGGUUUUGUAGCAAAGGUCCCUUUAAAAUGCAGGAUGGGUGGUGAUCCUUUCAAAGCUAUUGACACUCUAAGGUGAUCCCAACCCUGAGUAAUUCUCUUAUCUUCUUUAAAAUUCAAAUAUAACUGAAUUCCCCAGGAACAAUCUGUUCAUCAGUUCAGCCCCCACCCCACCCCAGCACAUCAAGCUUCAUGCACAUCCCUGUUUCUUUUACCUGCCUGACUGCAAACUCAGCCAGAUCCACGGGCACAGGCACUCACUCCAUCUUCCUGCAUCUAAGUCCACUUACUCCAUCUCAGGUAUGACACCUGAGGACAGUUUUCUUUAAGAUUGAUGCAUUUACUUCCCCUUAAACUAACUCACCUGUUCCCUGAGAUGGGGCAUUUCAUACUGUGCUAUUUGGAGUUUUCCUCAAGCUUUGCUGUCCUUGAGACAUUGCAGUCUGAGCAUACUAAGGUCCAACCGGACCAGGGCUACACCACGGUGUAAAGUGUCCAGGCAUACAAGUGGGUUUUCAGAGUACUUACUCAGACUGCCCACAAGGCUGCACUGAAUGUGCCAGCAGCUAGUGAGCACUCCUGACUGCCUUAAUUAACAUUCUUCUAUUCUGGGUCUGUCCAGGAGCAAACAGGGUCUGUGAAGGUAUGUGUAAGUCAGGUGACUAGCUAAGUCUCCAGUUCAAAUUCCCAUUUCAGGGGUUGGGGAUUUAGCUCAGUGCUAGAGCGCUUGCCUAGCAAGCGCAAGGCCCUGGGUUUACGGUCCUCGGCUCCG